UUCAGAAUUUUUUAUGGAAGAUUUAGAAGACAAGGAAGAUUUAGCAAUUUUAAUUGACAGUUAUCUGAAAGGUUUAACACUUUCAACAGAAACAGUAAACAAUAUUGUCAAAUUUUAUAUCCAGAUUAGAAAAGAUGCUGAAUGCAAAUAUUCGGAUGGAACUGGACAUCAUCCCCAUUACAGUUUGAGAACAUUAUGUCGUGCUUUGGAUUAUGCUGGUAGAAAUCCUUGUUACUGUGUUCCACGUUCAUUAUUUGAGGGAUUCUGUUUAAGUUUUUUGACUCAGUUGGAUCGAUCGAGCCAUCCUUUAGUCAUUAAACAAAUAAAGCAACAUAUAUUGAAGAAAAACCAGCAGUCUAUUUUGCAUCAACCAAUUAAACAACCUGGUGAAAAAUUUAUAUGCUUUGAGGGAUAUUGGAUUCAAAGAGGUGAAAAUAAUCCUGUCACUCCUUCAAAUUAUAUUUUGACACCAUCAGUUAAACAGAACUUAAAAGAUUUAGCUCGAAUUGUAUCUGCAGGAAAGCAUCCUGUUCUAUUGCAAGGAGAGACAUCUGUUGGAAAAACAAGUUUAAUUCAAUGGCUUGCUUCAGUGUCUGGUAACAAAUGUGUAAGAAUAAAUAAUCAUGAACAUUCAGAUUUACAAGAAUAUGUAGGAAAUUAUACUUCUGAUGAUGAUGGAAAAUUAUUUUUCAAGGAAGGUAUUUUAGUAGAAGCUAUGAAAUUUGGUUAUUGGAUUAUUUUAGAUGAACUUAAUCUUGCACCAACUGAAGUCCUUGAAGCCUUAAACAGGAUUUUAUCUCGAGCAUUCAGAAAUCGUUUUAUUGAAUUGCAUUUUGAUGAAAUACCACCUGAAGAAUUGCAAACAAUUUUAGAAAAAAGAUGUGCUCUUCCACCUACUUACAGUAAGAAACUUGUAAAUGUGAUGCAAGAACUUCAGAUUCGUCGAUGUCAGAGUGGUAUAUUUGCUGGAAAACAAGGAUAUAUUACACUGCGUGAUUUAUUUAGAUGGGGAGAACGAUAUAGAUUAUCUACACAAACUGAAAAGUUUUAUGAUUGGAAUGAACAUUUAAUUUUAUCUCGAGCAUUCAGAAAUCGUUUUAUUGAAUUGCAUUUUGAUGAAAUACCCCCUGAAGAAUUGCAAACAAUUUUAGAAAAAAGAUGUGCUCUUCCACCUACUUACAGUAAGAAACUUGUAAAUGUGAUGCAAGAACUUCAGAUUCGUCGAUGUCAGAGUGGUAUAUUUGCUGGAAAACAAGGAUAUAUUACACUGCGUGAUUUAUUUAGAUGGGGAGAACGAUAUAGAUUAUCUACACAAACUGAAAAGUUUUAUGAUUGGAAUGAACAUUUAGCAAAUGAAGGUUAUAUGUUGCUAGCAGGACGUGUUCGAAAACAAGAAGAAGCUGAUGUUAUUCAAGAAGUGAUUGAAAAAUGCAUGCAUUGUAAAAUUAAACCAAAAUUACUUUUUACAAAUGGAAAUGGUAUAGAUAAUGAAAUUUCAAAAGUUUUGUUUGAUUUAAAAAGUGAUACUUUACCAGAAGAAUUUAGUCAUAUAGUAUGGACUUCUAAUAUGAAAAGAUUAGCUAUUCUUGUCAGUCAAGCAAUGAAAUUUGGUGAACCUGUUUUACUUGUUGGAGAAACUGGAAAAGAUACUUAUUUGAAUAUGUCUGAUUCCCAAAAAUUAUUUGAAUGGGUAGAUGGUCCAUUAACAUUAUCAAUGAAGACAGGAAAUAUAUUUUUAGCCGAUGAAAUAUCUCUUGCUGAUGAUUCUGUAUUAGAAAGAUUAAAUAGUGUUUUAGAGCCAGAAUGUACUCUCCUACUAGCUGAAAAAGGAAAUUCUGAAAAUAAUUUACAGGAAAUAAUUGUUACGGCUAAAGAUGGUUUUCAGUUUUUAGCAACAAUGAAUCCUGGAGGAGAUUUUGGAAAAAAAGAACUCUCUCCUGCAUUGAGAAAUCGCUUUACAGAAAUUUGGUGUCCAAGUACAACUGAGAAAGAAGACAUCAUUAAUAUUAUUAAACAUAAUAUUAAACAUCCAAUCAUUACAAAUGAAAGAAAGGAUAGUUUUGGCAAAAUAAUGAUGGAGUUUUUGGAAUGGUUCAGAAAUAAUGAUUUUGGUUACAGAUAUUCAUUGAGUAUUCGUGAUAUUUUAUCUUGGGUAAAUUUUAUCAACUAUUCAACAAGUAAAAAUUCCAAUAUAGCAGAAAUUCAUUUAUCACAUGCUUAUAUUCAUGGAGCUUGUCUUGUAAUUUUGGAUAGUCUUGGUUCUGGAAUGACAAGUGAUAGUAAUUCUCAUCAAAUAAAAUGUGCAUAUGAUAUCAGUGUAAAAUUUUUAGAGAAACAAAUGAAGAAAUUUUUAAAUGAAACAGAAUUCUUAUCAUUUGAUUUAAAAAAAAGUGCUGAAGUAACACUUGAUCAGGAAUGGUUUGGAAUAGAACCAUUUUAUAUACCAAUGGGUUUGAAGACAGAUUGUAGCUUAGAAAAAAAAUAUAUCUUAUCAUCUGAAUCAACUAAAUUAAAUGCUAUAAGAUUACUUAGAGCAAUGUAUCUUCCAAAACCAAUUCUUUUAGAAGGAAUUCCUGGAGUUGGAAAAACAUCUUUAGUUUGUGCAUUAGCAAAAGCAUCAGGACAUCAAUUGAUUAGAAUUAAUCUUUCAGAGCAAACUGAUAUAUCAGAUCUUUUUGGCUCUGAUUUGCCUGUUGAAGGUAAAUGUGGAAUAUUUGCAUGGAGAGAUGGCCCUUUAUUACAGGCAUUAAAAUCUGGAAGCUGGAUUUUAUUAGAUGAGUUAAAUUUAGCAUCUCAAUCAGUUUUAGAGGGAUUGAAUGCUUGUUUGGAUCAUCGAGGAGAAGUAUAUAUUCCAGAAUUAGGAAGAAGUUUUAAAGUUCAGCAAGGAAGAUCAUGGAUAUUUGGUUGUCAGAAUCCUUAUAAGCAAGGAGGAGCUCGUAAAGGACUUCCUAGAUCUUUCUUGAAUCGAUUUACACAGAUUGUGGAAGAAAUACAAAUUCAGAAAUUAUGGGGCGAGAAAGGGCCUUCUUGGGAAUUUAAUUUAAGAGAUAUCUUACGCUGGUGUGAAGUGCUUUUAUUUAAUCAGGAUAAAAAUGAUAUAAAUCCUGGAGAAUAUGUUGAUCUUAUUUACGGUGAUCGGAUGAGAACUCUGUCUGAUAAGAAAAAGGUUUUAGAAUUGUAUGAAAAAAUAUUUGGAAAGCUCGUAAUUUCACAGCCACUUCAGUUAAGAGUAACUGAUAAAAUUAUUCAAGUUGGAUAUUCAUUCUUGCCUAGACUAGGACAUUUUCCAUCUUCUAAUCCUUUAUUUCCUCUGCAUAACCAAUUAAAACCAUUACAGUCAUUAAUGAAAUGCAUUGAAAUGAAAUGGUUGGCUAUUUUGGUUGGUUCAUCAUCUGUUGGAAAGACAUCAAUAGUUAAUUUAUUAGCAACUUUAACAGGACAGAGUUUAUUUAUUUUCACAGUGAACUCAGAAAUGGACACCACUGAUUUACUUGGGGGAUUUGAACAAAGAGAUUUAACACGUCAUCUGGAUAAAAUAAGUAAAGACUUAGAAAAAAUCUGUAAAAAUAUACUUUGGUCAACGUUAUCAAGUGAAAACUAUUCUAAAAAUGAAAUUAAAUAUUUAUUUGAAAGUUGGAAUGCCUAUCAUCAUUUAUGUUUCAAACUCCCUCCAUCUAGGACUAAUGAAGAAAUAAAAGUUUUUCAAAACAAAAUAGAUGCACUUUGGAAAAUCAUUAAUUGCUUAAAUAAAUUGUUGAUUCCAAAUAUUAUCUCUCCUACCAUUUAUGAAGUAUAG
This is a messenger RNA of Centruroides sculpturatus (bark scorpion), 3796 nucleotides long. RefSeq names its product midasin-like. The transcript has 24 exons. NCBI's taxonomy places the organism in Eukaryota, Metazoa, Arthropoda, Arachnida, Scorpiones, Buthidae. The coding region runs from base 14 to 3796 and encodes 1260 amino acids. Gene Ontology annotation, cellular component: preribosome, large subunit precursor. Gene Ontology annotation, molecular function: ATP binding; ATP hydrolysis activity. The record is from RefSeq and is a predicted model, not a curated record. Gene Ontology annotation, biological process: ribosomal large subunit assembly; rRNA processing.